AUGGCAUUACACCAGUAUCUAUCAGAAACUUAUGGACCUAAUAAACCUAAAAGUAAGACGAAGAAGAGGAACAAAGAUGCAAAAUCAGACGCUAAUCUUGACAGACCUUCUCUAGUGGUGAAAGAACGGCUAAGCACACUAAAUCAGCAGCAGCAAAAGCCAGGAGCCAUUUCAAGCAACAAACCUGAUAAACAGAACAGCAAGAAUAUAUGGAAAAACUUGGAAACAAACGAGAUAUCCCAUGAAAUAACACGUCCUUCUACAUCGUCAAUUAUCGGUAAGAACGAUAAGAAUAAUGUGAAAGAAACCAACGCCCAAGAGCCACUUGGAGUAGUAACCGAAAACCCCAAAACGCGAGUGACCGUAUAUAGAGAUUCUCAAGGUCACAAGAUACAAAAUAAUUAUGAGUUUAACGAUUCAAUUUCUAGCCGAUCACAAUCUGCAGAUGAUGAAGCCGCAGAAAGAGAACAAUAUCUGAGAACUUUAAAUAUGGGGGACGUACAAAAGCUUGGAAUUAAUGUGGACGCACUAGAGAGAAAGAAAAACCAACCUGCUUCGAGUUUGACGGUAGAAGAUCCUGCAAUGAUAUUUACACAUGAUGAAAAAAAAACUAUAAAAACUUCAUUACUAGGUCGUAAGCUUUAUGAUAAGGUAGCACCAGAGAACAGGUUCGCUAUAACACCUGGAUCAAGAUGGGAUGGUGUCCACAGGUCAAAUGGCUUUGAAAGAAAGUGGUUUGCGAAGCAAAACGAAAUCAAUGAAAGGAGAAUACAAAGUUAUACCUUACAAGAAGACUACUGA
Saccharomyces mikatae IFO 1815 is the source of this 801-nucleotide messenger RNA. RefSeq names its product Bud13p (gene BUD13). Gene Ontology annotation, cellular component: RES complex; U2-type spliceosomal complex. The transcript has a single exon. The coding region runs from base 1 to 801 and encodes 266 amino acids. Gene Ontology annotation, biological process: mRNA splicing, via spliceosome. The record is from RefSeq and is a predicted model, not a curated record. Gene Ontology annotation, molecular function: RNA binding. Lineage: Eukaryota; Fungi; Ascomycota; Saccharomycetes; Saccharomycetales; Saccharomycetaceae.